CGACUUUUCGCACGGAGUAGGCCAUGGAAUAUAUGAGCCGAGCAUCGUUAGGCAGACCGCCCACCAAACUUGCGCAAAUCUGACGUCAUUAGAAAUUACGCUGGCGUCAUUUCUAGCGUUGUGUUACUUGAAUAAUAGGAAAAUAGCAUAAAGUGAAGUUUUUGGAGAUGAAAUACUUGAUACUGGCAGGGGAACAUGUAGAAUGUACCAUAGCAGUAUGUGAAGAUUUCUGGUAACAUUGUUUAGCUGAAUGUCAACAAUCUUGGUCUGUCCCCCAACUGCUCACACAGAUACUAUGAUGGUACCUUAAAUGAGUCCAGAGCUAGUUCCUGCAAAACUUUUCCUGAUUCAUCAUUUAUCACUCUCCUAGUCAGUGUUCUGUAGCUGACACAGCAUGUUUAAAUAAAAUUAGCUCUUGAACAUAAUUAGAAGCCAAGUAUGUCAAUACAACAGUUCUGUUUGCGGUGGAAUAAUCACCAGCCCAACUUCAUAUCAGUUUUCACAAACUUGCUGAACAGUGAAUCGUUGGUAGAUGUUACGUUGGCAGCUGAAGGAAGGCACUUGCAGGCUCACAGGGUUGUCCUUUCAGCAUGCAGUACAUAUUUUCAGACAUUGUUCUCUGUGAAUCCAUGUCAGCAUCCCAUAGUAAUUUUGAAAGAUGUGAAGUACAAUGAUCUCAAGACAAUGGUGGACUUCAUGUAUUAUGGUGAAGUAAAUGUUUCACAUGAUCAGCUUCCAGCUAUUUUAAAGACAGCUGAAAUGCUGAAGAUCAAAGGGCUGGCAGAAAUGCCAGAGCAGAAUAUUGCAGGAUCAGUACACAUGAGCAAGUCCCUUAGUGUAUCAUCUGAUAAGGCAGAACUGUUAACACCUAGUGAAUCAGCAUGGGGUCCAGAUUCUCGUUGCAGUUCUGCUCCUUUGUCCCCAUCUAUGCGCAGGAAACGGUUGCGCAAGUCUUCCACAGGUUCUGGAUCUGGUUCAACAGAAAGAACAUCAGAGGAAUUGCCAAGUGAAAUCACAUUGGUAGCAUCACCAGCUUUGGUGAAACCUGAACCAAUUCCAUCCACUCCUGAUGGUGAGAGUGGUCGGAAUGAAGGAUCAUUAAGGAACAGUACACAAGAGCCAAGCACUGAUUCGGAACCCCGGGAGGGAUCUCAGGAUAGUGCAGAAGAUGACCAGCUAACAUUGCAAAUAUCACAAGACAGUAGUACAGGGGAAGUGGACACUCCUAUUGCAGAUACAGGACCAUCAACCUCACAACAGCCAGCAACCCCACAGGCUCGAGUUCCACCAGGCAAACCAGGGAAGCGGCUUCUCAUGCGACAACACCGCAUCAAGAAGGAGUGUGAUCCUGCUCACACAUCUCCAGACAGUGAGCCUGGAUCACCUCACUUCACUUCUGGCAGUGGUCUGCUUAGCUUACCACCAGUUCGAAUUGAGAGACAGUGCUCUGAGCCACCACCUUGCAGUUCUCCCUCUCUUCAGCUAAAUCCUACCACUCCCAACCUUCUCACUGUGCCUCCACCAACCUUUCUUGUCAAACAGCAUUCUCACCCGCUGCUUCCUAGCCAGCAGAGCCCCACACCACCUACUCCAACAUCACUGUUAGUUCAGCGCCAGUUAUCACAGCCUGCCCCUGGGCAGACUUGUCUUGUUCCAUCCCCAGCACUUCAUCAUGUCCAUCUGGUGGCUACCCCAAUGCAGACACCGCCCAACCAGGAGCCAACAAGUCGUGCCGUUAGUCCUUCUGUGGUAAUUGAACAAUUACCAGUGCUGCGAGUUGUGACUGAUCAAACAACGACAGAUACAACAAAGAGUAGUAGUCAUGGAGGACUUCGAGUUCGCACAGAUGAACUCAGGCGAGCAUCUUCCUCUCCACAGGCAUCAUCACCCAGAGAAGGGCUUGAAUCACAGCGUUCUGGACAUUGUCCUCUAUUACGUCCUGGCCCAGCAUUGGGCUGCAAUUUCUGCUGGAACACAAUUGAUGGUCAUGGCCGUAUCUUGCGUCGUAAAACCAAGUACCACUGCCCUGAGUGCCAGACCAACCUCUGCAUUGUGCCAUGUUUUCAAGAGUACCAUGAAAGGCAGCUUGCUGGGGGCAGCAGAGAGACUGCAGGAGCUGUCUCACCUACCAUCAUGAAGGUGCUUCCUAAAACCAGCUCUAUAUAAUUAGAAGGUAGGGCCCUAAAGAAACCUAUUAUUCGGGUGUGUAUGUAUGAAGUGCAUUCAAUUCCAAUAUUUUCCGUUCACUUUUCUGUCCCUCCAUACCCUUUAAUCUCAAAGUGAGGUAUUUAGAUUAGUUUUACUCAUGUUAAAGGACUAUUUUUUUUAAUAAAAUGGUGAAUCAGAUAAGAAAAAUGCAGUAGAGAGAUAUUGUGAAUGGUGAUCCAUCCUAGGCCCCAGACUUUACUGCUACAUACAAGGUUAAUUGAAACUUUGGGGUCCCAACCUUUAAUUUAAUCUGAUCUGUGAUGAGACUGUACAUGCUUUCAUGUUGCUAGUUGUGAUGAUUUUGCUUCUCUUACUUUUUUCAAUUUUAGUGAUUGGUUGCCAAGAAAAGAUUUGUGACCCAAAUUCCAGGUGCUGUAUAGAGAUGCACAAGAUAUAUCAAUGUUCAUUAGUCAAUGUAUCAGCUAUAUGAUAUUCUGGUACAGUAUGGUCCAUAAGUGAUAUUUUUAAUUAUAAUAUGAUGUUGAAAUUACUAAUUAUUAAAAAUAAUGUUACAUACAUUUUUAAUGACUCAUUAAACUGGAGCAGUUUCUAUUGUGUAAGCAUAUUAAUGAACAUCAUUAAUUUUUCACUGAGGGAACAUUUUUUUCCACUCACACUGAGCAUUUUCUGUGAAAAUUGUAUGAAGAUUUAUUGUUAUUUUUUAAAUGAUAUUUAUCAAAUAUUAACAUUUUAUUACUGAGACAUUGAUGGGCCAGUACUGUAUAUGACCAUAAUGCAAUUUUAUGCAUCAUUAUGUGUGUGCUGUUAAUGUGCUGAAACAUGUGCUACUCAGUAUGUCAAAGGCUCAGUCACAAGUCAAUGCCAGUGUUACUGAAGUGGAAUACAUACUUAAUUCCACUCUUAACAUAUAUUUUAUCAUUAAUGGGACUUUAAAGUUUUAGUAAUUUUUUGAAGUGACAUGACAUAUUUAGUUAACAGCUACUUACUAACAUGAAUAUAGGUUACUUUAUUUAAUGUAAAGUACACACUUCAUUGCAUUAGGAUUAAAGCACUGGAAUUUUUAUUUUUUGGAGUUUCUUUUAAAAAAUUAUACAAUUUUGUAAGCAUUAAAAGAAUUUAAUUUUUUUUUGUAGCUUUCAUGUUUCUUUAUGUAUCUGAACAUAGAUCUGAAGACUUUCAUUUGUGUUAUCAUUAGGAAUGAGUCUUGACAGGUGAUCUGUAUAUUUAGCAUAUAUUCAAAAUACUGUAUAUAGCCGUUGUCAGAAGGUGACAUUAAGCUUCGGAACCAAGUUGAAUACAACCAGUGAAUAAAGUCAUUUGCAGACAGUUUCUCUGUGGCUCUAGAACCACGUAAAAUCUAUAAUCCAUUAGACAGGUCAGUGCCACCAGUGCAGGCAGCAGGAGUAGACAGACCAUAAUGGAAGAUAUGCUGGCUUAGCAAGACCAUCAGGCAGUUAGUUCAGCCUGUAAACUCUGCUGUCAACAAGACACUGGGGAAAUCUAGCAACUGGUAAUUGUCAAGAAAGAUAAUUGUUAUUGUAUUAACUCCCUUGUGAAAUCUACCAUUAGAUCCUGCAUUAGACCACUUCAUUCAAGUUUGCAUCUGUACAGUCUACUUUCCCUAGAUAUGUCUCACUCAUGUUAAAAAUAAAUGUGUCACUCCAUUGAUGUCCAGACUUCUGAAGAUCCAGUUCCCAAAAUGUCAAACUGAGCAAAUUGGCUUCUAACUUUUAGUAGAAAGGUGCCUAGUUGCAGUCUCAGCCAGGGCACUGAUUAUCCUACCAAAGGUUCUUUUUCUGGUUUUUCCUAGUCCUCCCAGUUAGAUGUUAGGAUAGUACCUCAAAUUAGGUCAUGACUCCUUCCAUCUAAUUCGUUAUUCUCUAAUCAUCCUCUCGUUUUAUACUGCUGAUGGUGUUGUUAAAUAAGCCCUUAAUAAGUACAUAAGUUAAUUUUAAUAAUAUUAUCCUCAUGCGUAUAUAUGUCUUCACUUGACUUUUUGGACACACAGACUUGUGAGAUGGGAACAUCCCCAGCACAGUUAAUUUAUGGUCCUGGAGUAAAGUACAGUAAUAGAUGAAAGCAGUCUUCUGGGAUGUGGCACCAUGUAAAUGU
Cryptotermes secundus is the source of this 4281-nucleotide messenger RNA. Its product is annotated as protein bric-a-brac 1. Gene Ontology annotation, cellular component: nucleus. Gene Ontology annotation, biological process: regulation of transcription by RNA polymerase II. The transcript has 10 exons. The record is from RefSeq and is a predicted model, not a curated record. Lineage: Eukaryota; Metazoa; Arthropoda; Insecta; Blattodea; Kalotermitidae. Bases 439 to 2166 code for a protein of 575 amino acids. Gene Ontology annotation, molecular function: protein binding; DNA binding.